Molecule: messenger RNA, 813 nt
Organism: Echinostoma caproni
Lineage: Eukaryota; Metazoa; Platyhelminthes; Trematoda; Plagiorchiida; Echinostomatidae
Source: the annotation of a GenBank genome assembly
AUGAACAAAAAAGGAGCUAUCGGUUCGCAAAAGAAACGAAGGGAAGUCAGUCCAGAAGAGUUUCAAGCCUUGAUCACGGAGCUGCGCACAAUGGUUCAUGAGAAGUGUAUGCCGUUGCCCGAUGAACCGGAAUACUGCACUUCUGAAGAUACAGUAAAUACUUUGCGAUCGAAAAUGGUACCGCUCCGGUCUAUGAGUAUCCGAAGCCAUGCGGGGUUUGCGCCGGAUUGGGCCGAUUCCGUGCGUGAAAUGUUCGAUAUGCGCGACGUGACCGAUACGUCAAGCAAAUCCAAACAACCCCUGGAAACUGAAGCGUUCCUGAACAAAUAUCCCGGAUACCAGUUAGCUUUCGCCGAUUUCUCCUUCUCCUUCGCACAUCCCGAUCGUUUGACAUUACUAAGUGGACUCCAUCUGGCUCCGCGUACAACUUCAUUCUGGCGACCGACCGCAGCUGAGACCGCUAAGUGGAAAUUUGUUGCUCAGUCCAAACAAGCUGCCCGACAAUCGGCAGAGGCCACUGGAAGUGGUGCAAUCACAGCUUCUCGUCCGGUCAAACUGGCCACUGGAGUGACUGAUUAUCUGUCCUGUGCGGAUUCAAGGAACACUCUGUCUCAAGCGGUUUUACCUACUGGCUCAUUUACCCAAGACGGUGGCGUCGGCGAUCAUGUGAGCAAUCAGUCUAAAGAUAUGGUUCGUCCGGCACCUCGUGCCGCAGCUCGUAAGGCGGCGGACACGUUAGAGGUUAGGAAACGGUUCUCCAAGGAUCAAGUUGCGGAGAAUUUGGAUCAACUAAGAGGACUGCCCCGAGAAUGA